This is a messenger RNA of Cladophialophora bantiana CBS 173.52, 3435 nucleotides long. RefSeq lists its product as uncharacterized. Gene Ontology annotation, molecular function: metal ion binding. Bases 1 to 3435 code for a protein of 1144 amino acids. The record is from RefSeq and is a predicted model, not a curated record. Lineage: Eukaryota; Fungi; Ascomycota; Eurotiomycetes; Chaetothyriales; Herpotrichiellaceae. The transcript is spliced from 5 exons.
AUGGACCCGUCCACCAACUCUACAAUCAACGGUGCGCAGCAUGCAAAGGGUCAAUCAUACGGCGUGCUGGAUGGCAUCCAGGCCUUUACCGGCUCUGACGGUCUUCAAAAUGGAGACGAUCUGUCUCGCUUCUUUGACCCCGAGCUGUUCGAUUCCACCUAUUCUCAACCGUCCCUGUCCAUGUCGCAAGAUUUUGAUCCCAACACAGGCCGACAAUCGAGCACGCCAGAUAUCCAACAGUUCAGUGUCCCCCAGCGGCCUUUCCCUCACCAUCAAUACUCUCAACCAUUCUACGACUCCCGCCAGAUGAGCCAACCCAACUAUGACCCCAGGUUCUAUUCAGGACCCUCUCCCUCGCCCGUGGGCUUUGAUGGCGGCUACCAUUAUCCCUCCCAAAUGGGCUACUCCAACCAGCAAUUCAAUACACAGCAGAUGAGCAUGCCUCAACGACAAACAACCACGCCUUCGCAAAAUUAUCCGAUCCAACAACAGCAACAACCACAACCACAACCACAACCACAACCACCAUCAUUCGUCAACAUCGGCCCACGCCCUCCGCAUUUGUCCCAUGGCCAGAACGCUGACAUGAUGCGCUUUGGGACUUUCCAAGACCAAACCCAUCAACCAACUAAUCAUUUCGUGGAUCCUUCUAUGUUGAAUGCAAAUCAGAUGAUGCAUACAAGUAGGAAGGUGCACUCCUUUCCCCAUGCUUUCCAGACGCAGCAACCCUACAUGGCGACUUCUUACUUCAAAUCCGGUUCAACCGUGGAUCCAAGAUCCUUGCAAGGAGGCCAGCCACUACAGCCCAUGUCGCUGGUCACAUCACAAACACCACGGCCAGGUACUGAGAACGACUCAAGUUAUCAACACCAGCUGACGUGGGCAGGGGUAGCCAUACAACCAAAGCCGGAGCAAGCUGCGAAACCAACCGCUGACAAAGACCAAGAGGCGCCCAAGAAGAAAAGGGGUCGACCGAGAAAGGACGCCUCUGCGAAGCCUGACGAUCACCCCUCAGCAUCUGAGACGGAUUCUGAUGACGACUUGGAGAUCGAGGAUGACGAGCCACCGGAAGUGACUCCAGCCUUGCUGAGCGUAUCCAUGCCAACGGAUGAACGCGGAAAAGCUCUUUACAAUGCAGUGCAAGCCGUUUGGAGCCCGCGCAACAAAUCGGUUUCUCCCGAAAAGAUACGUGGGGGCAUUGCUGGUUUCGGUGAUAGCGUACGAAGCUUGAGAGACGCUUGGAAAACUAAAAAUGAAAGUCUAAGAAAGGCAGAGCUCCCUAAUUCUCCCACAGCCAAAGAUGCUCAGAGGUUGAAGGAAGAAGUCGCGCGAUAUCGCCAAGUCAUGGAAAAUGUCAUGAUGAGAUCUUUGCUGUAUGGUCAUCCAGCCAUCGUCAAGAGAUUAGGUGAAAACCAGUUCACAAUGUCGGCCUUGCAUUCCUUCAUGCUCGACAGGUUCAACGCUGCGGAUUAUGACAGUACUCUCGUCAGCUCUAUUCUCAAGUUUGUUGUCAAAUUUGAGACACUAGAUUCCGAAAUGCUGGAGAUGACGAAGCUGUCAAAAAUCUUACAGCGUCUAACCAAGAAAGCCAUGACCGACAUCAAGACGUUGGCACAGACUGUCCUCGAUAAUGCUGUCGCCGCUACGGCGAAGAAGGCUUCCACCACGAAUGACAAGAAGGCUGACAAGCCGGCAUCGCCCAAGUCUGUUGGGAGUCCAGCAGAUGGGGCACGAAAAGAGGGCGCGACCGGGGUUAAGCGUCUUCGCGAAGGCGACGGGUCUGUUCCACCAGUCCUGAAGAAGGUCGCAAAAUUGAUUCCACAGUCGUCAAAACCUCUGGCCCUUCAGAACGCCGAACGUAGAAAGGCGCUGGAAGCUGCGCAAGCAGCAAAGGCUGGAGAAAAGACAACUUCUGCUCCACCAGGAACCACGGCCAAUCCGGCCACAAAAGGGAAAGUUGCCGUGGCACCUCCUCCAAAAUCUUCAAUCUUUGCGUCUUUAGCAUCAGCCCCUAAGAAGCCAGGCACUUCGAACGCAGAGCGAGCUGCUGCAGCUGCAAAAGAGAGGGCGUCCUCAACGGCAUCGCCCUCGCUUGUAGCCGCUCAGCCGGUGAAGAAACCAAAUUCGGGCAAGGAGUCGCCACCGCGAAAUGGCGGCUCUGCCCCCGUCACAAAGGCCGCGACCGCCUCGUCCUUCAUGGGUUUACUAGCUGACAUGGAGAAGAAACCCGAGAAGGAGACAAAGAAGGAAGACGAGAUUCCGAAUGAGACCGAAGAACAAAAGGCCAAACGACUGCGGAAGGAAGCUCGUCGGAAACUUCGCGUUACCUGGAAAGUAGAUGCAGAGCUUGUGGAGACUCGCCUGUUCACUCAUGAUCCUGACGAGGAGCUUGACCAGGGCGACCGUCUGAAACGCGACGCUGGGGAUACUGGUCGCGAGGGUGAAGCGCUUAAACUCCACAAGAACUUGGACGAUCUUGAUGAUGAAGAAGAUGAAGAUUCUUUCGAAGAACUCGAGCCAUACGCCGCACCCUCGGAGGUGGACUUUAAUUACCUUGAAGAUGUUUCACUUGGCGAUGAUUCACCACACAAGAUCAAUUCACCCAAGUUCGGCGGGUCUAUGAAGCCUGAGAGCCCUAGUAGCGAAGCCCAGAAUAAAUACGAGCAAGACACACUCAUGGCACUUUACACUUCCAAGGCCGAUCGUCCGUCAACACCAAAGGAGCCAGAUGAUUCCAACGAGGAUGAAGGCGAUUUCGAGCCAGCCGAACCCGAAACUCCUUUCGGGGAGCCCGAUGAGAAGACGCGUCAGCGGGAGAAGGAGUAUCUGGCGCGACAAGGUCGAACGCAACCUGCCAUAGAUCUUGCAGCCCAGAUGCAGGCCCUAUCCGCCUCACAGACAUCUCAGCAACAACCAGGAGCCAUUCCACCCGAGCUUCAGCGUGCUCUGAGCAUGUUUGGUCGGCCAAAUCAGCUGAAUCAGCCGAGUACUACGCCACAAGCGGCCCCGAGUUCGAAUGUGACCCUACAAGCCCUUCUUCAAACAGUGCUCGGACAACAAUCGCAAGGCCAAAAUCAGCAACCUCAGUAUCCAGCCGCCUCCCAGCCUUCGGCUCUCGGACCCAAUCUAGGCGCACUUCUCGCCUCGAUGCAACAGGGGACCCAAGCGGCUACACCCGCUAAUACUCUCCCUCUCAGCAUGGGGGGAAACCCUAACCCCUACAUCGGUAAUUUCGACGACACUUCGCGCAAACAUGGCCGGAGCGACUCCAACGACAACGACAAUGACCAUGGAAGAAAAGGUGGGACCAAGAAGAAAAAAGGGGACUCAAAGCCAUACCUUUACAAAACUCAAACGUGCACGUUCUGGGAGCAAGGCAAAUGCCUUAAAGGCGAUUCUUGCACGUAUCGUCACGGCGACGAAGAUGAACACUAG